AUGCCCGGACAUCUGCAAGAAAGCUUCGGCUGCGUCGUAACCAAUCGGUUCGACCAGCUAUUGGACGAUGAAUCAGACCCGUUCGAGGUGUUAAAGGCGGCGGAGAAUAAGAAGAAAGAGGCGGCCGCAGCUGGUAUCACCAAGUCUGCAGCCCAAGCCGCCAAGCAGCCCAAGAAGGAGUCACAGAAGGACAGGAAGAAUCCGCUCUUUGACAAGAAAGAUGAAACACAGGCUGCAGUACCUCUGAAGAAAGAAGGUAAGGUUGCACGCUGACAAAUUGGUGGUGCAUUUAUUUCAAAACCUGCACAAACCUAGCCAAUUUGCUAACAACAACAUGAUCAGGGUCAACAUGGGUUCUGUCCUGUUGCGAUCAAUUUAGAGGGCAACAGAAUAACCAACUGCGAACAUGCACAUAUCCAAUGCAUGAUUGUUAGACAGGUUAAUCAUGCAUUGGAUAGCAUCCACCUGUGCACUCUGGCUAGCCUCUCGCUGAAAUCCAUUCCACCUGCAGGAUGUGGACUUUGUAGAUGAUGGCGCUGUGGUUGCUGCGCAUGAUAAUGUUUUUGUUGUGAAACAGCUCGAGCUUGGUGGGCAUAUUCAAACUAGAUUAUUUCUUAGCAGAAUAAAAAGCUAGCUGGCUCUCCUAGGGAUUUGCGGGACAAGCUAGCUUGCUGCGUAGUUAACUAGCUAUUCUUCAAAACAACACGGAUACUGAACUGUCAGAAAUGUCGAGCUGAACGUUAAGGCCGGUGCGUGAUGCUGUAACUAGGUAGUUCGGGCGACCUAGCCAACCAAUGUCCGGUGCAGGUGGUUGUUGUUUUAGUAUUUGGUAGCUAGAAACUGGCCAACACAAAUAAAACAGUGCAAGUUGGCUAUCCAGUUAUUGCAUAGCACUGUUUUCAUGUAGCUAGCGUAUUCAAACGGUUUAUGCAGUGAAGUGUUAUGACAGUGUAACUAGCGUGAUGGCGUUUGUUUUCAUCUGCUCAGAAGCUUUUCUAAACAGAUAAUGUUACUGUACUUAACUUUCUAGCUAACAAGCUACUUGUAAGAUUUCCUCGACAUGCAUGCGCAAUGUUUUUGUAAACGAGUGCAUCUGGCCAGAUGUCCACCACAACACAAGUAGCUAACUAAGCCCCCUCGAAAUAUUAGCACUAGCUAAAUGCAUUGAAGGAAGGUGUGUUAGCCAGUAGUCAAGAGUGCAUGCUGUCAAAGUAAUAAUGACAGGAUGUAGCUAGCUAACACAACACCCUCAUGAAAUAGCUAAGCAACUUCCGCUGGAGUAAUCUAACAUCUUUGCUGACAGCAGGCCCAUAUUUCAUGUUGUUAAAGCUACAAUAUGUAACUUUUUGGGCGACCCGACCAAAUUCACAUAUAAAUGUUAGUUAUAAAUCUGUCAUUAAAUAUUCUCAUUGAAAGCAAGUCUAAGAAGCAGUGGAUCUUUUCUAUGUGCUUUAUUUCUAUGCUUUCUGUUUUUAAAUUUAGAUUGUGCCUCUUUUACUUUCAGUUUUGUACUUCAAACCGCUAAAAACAAUAUUUUUGGUUAUGGAAAAUGUAUUUCUCAAUGGUUUAGAUGGUACAAUAAUUAUCUAAACUAUAUUUGCUUGUUUUGUCACAUACUGAAAUUAGGCAGACUAUUUAAAAAAUUGCAACCAGGAAAUGUCGGAGCGAUUUCUGCAUAGUGCAUCUUUAAAUAGAUACACAUGGAAAGGCUUAAUGUGACCACGCCCCCGAGUAGGGUACAGGCAUAGGGUACUCCUGUUACUCCCAUGUAAUUAGGCUACCUUUGGCAUCAUCCAAAGCAAACUACUGACACUUUUUUGUCGUUUCAAUAAACGUUUUCAGCAGCCGCACUUGUCGUUAUUAACAUACUUGGCUGUCACAACAACAAAUUAUUUGCAUGAUACUUAUUCAGUCACUCUAAUUUGUUGUCCAACCCUGCUAAGACCUACAGUAAAGCUGUCGCAUUAUACUUACAUCACUGUUUGUUUACCCCUAGCUUUUUCGCCGGUUAGCUGACGUUAGCUGGCUGGCUAGUGAGAGAAGUUCAUCUCGAUCUAGGCUAAUUUGCUAGUCUUAGAUAUGUCGCGUAACUACUUCCAGUCUUUGCCUACCCUUGAACGGUCUAGGUAUUUAGAAAAGUAGAUUGUUGUUGGCAGGCCUAUAUGACCUUUCAACUUGCUGGAGACCAGAUGGGGAUACCUAGGGCUGAUCCCAUUUAGUCGAUUGUUUAGUCGAAAGGCUGUUGGUCAACCCAGAUUUCUUUAGUCGAGCUGUCACAAAUGAUUUAGUUUGUUUCACGGUGCACAAGACACCUGUCUGAUUGGCGCCUGUUUCAGUGGACUAAUCCUUUGGAGGCCACAGUGAUGGCACAGUCCAUCACUCUAAGACAUGUGCUACUGAAAUUGUAAAUGGUUAUAUUAUGUAAGAAUAAUGGUGCAACACUAAUACAUAUUAUUUUAGAACAAAAUGCGCUUUGUCCCGCGAUGGAUAGCGGUCGCCGUCCGCGGUUCUGAAACAGUCUUCAGUGCGCCGUUGAAUUGGCGCCUUUCCCUAUAUGUUGCUAAGUGCAUAAUAGCGAAGUUAAGCAGCAUAUUGGUGUUGAGAACAAUGUAUGGGAGGCAGCAGCUAAGUCAGGAGACGAGAAAACAGCCCUUGCCUUAAUUGUCUAAGAGAAGUGAGGAGAGAGGAAAUCCCAACUUAAUUAGGUCUAUAAUCAAUAGCCUAACUGUUAAACGUGCCUGGCUUUUAAAUCAUCCAUAUAGAUCUACAGAAAUAAGACAUAUCCUGCUUCUGUUUCCAGUUUGAGUGUUUGUUUAAUAGCCUAGUGAUUCCAUGAGCACCAAGCCUCAGGCAACCACAAAAUGUCGGAUAAAGCAAUUUCACAAAUUCAGCAGUUUUUAAUCUUUGCUAUGCUGUAAUAAAAGGCUUUUUCAAUGUUGUUUUCAUUAGAACACACUGUUCCCAAGGGGUAGAAAAUAGUAUUGUAAUCUAACAGGGGCGGCAGGUAGCUUAGUGGUUAAGAGCGUUGUGCCUGUAACCGAAAGGUCGCUGGUUCUAAUCCCCGAGCCGACUAGGUGAAAAAUCUGUCAACGUGCCCUUGAGCAAGGCACUUAACCCCAAUUGCUCAUGUAAGUCGCUCUGGAUAAGAGCGUCUGCUAAAUGACUAAAAUGUAAACAGCACCUGUUUGUUACACAAAAUAUGCACGCAGCUCUCACUCCUAUACCCUCUUUCUUGAUCUCCUUAUUGUUGUUGUUAUUAUUAUGAUCAUCAUUAUAAUAAGUGAUGUCAUUAUCAUUAGUAGGCUUAGUAUAGCAGCCUUGUAUAACCACCAUUGAGCUGUAGGCCAAAGAGCGCGUCCUGUUUAGUCCUAAUACCGUAACUUACUUAGGCCUAAUAUUUCAAUAUCAAUCAAUCAUUAAUUCCUUCAUGUCAUCACACAGCAUACAAGUAAUUCAUGCUUUGAAAAUGCAAUCGAGCAUUUUAGUUUUAAAAUGAAAUAACAAAAGGGAGUUUUGGAUGAUUAGCCUAAACAAUAAAUAAACCGCAAUUCAUGAAUGCAUGCAACUGUUUUUAGUCUUUGCUGUAAUAAAGUCUAUAUUUAUUUUCUUUCCCGUUAGAACAUACUUUUUCGGUACAUUUAUAAUUUAUUCAGGGUUUACACUGUUCGUAUCAUAUUGUAAUCUUACUGCACCUGUUUGGCACACAAUACUCACAUAGCGCUUGCUCCUAUACCAGGGUUCUUCAAUUCCGGUCCUGGAGGGCCGAAACACUUCUGUUUUUUAUUUCUACCUGGUAGUUAAUUGCACUCACCUGGUGUCCCAGGUCUGAAUUAGCCCCUGAUUAGAAGGAGAGGAUGAAAAACAGAGGUGUUUCGGCACCUCCAGGACCGGAAUUGAAGAACCCUGUCCUAUACCCUCCUUUUUCUUGAUCACCAAUAGUUUCCACAACUAAGUAAAAUGUCUUCCACACAUCUGACUUCCCCUUUCCCUCCUGAGCAACCAGUAAACAUUCCCCCGUUUCGAGUUUAUUUUUCAUGUCCUCUGACCUCUGCAUCCAUUUUGCUGCUACGGUGUUCGGCGUUUGUUAUAACCAAUUUAUUGAUGUCAUUAUGAUAGGCUAUAGGUCAGGCCCUAUUGGUCACGUGCAUGCAAUGCGUAGAUGUUUCACAUAAAGAGAGCAAGGGUUGAGGGAAUGUUUUUCCUAAACAAAUGAGGUAUUUCAGUAACAACUUUUCAGUCAGAGAAACAAGUAAGAAACGAAAUGGCUGUAAUUAAGUUGCAGCUUCAGCACGGACAGUGCGAUAAACACUUGCUGUCCUGUGGUGCCUGUUCGCUGCAGCAGGGAGGAGAGAGACAACGUGCGCUAGUCACACAGGCACUCGCUGUCAUUUAAAAAAUGUUUACACAGCAUGACCAUCUCUUGAGUAAUUUGUGUGUCUUAAUUAUUUAAUCAAACAGUGCGCUUAAAGCAUCAGAGAAGCUCACUUUACAUGUUGUGUUUAUAUUUUUGUUCAGUAAUAGUUGAUUUUAUUGAAACACAGGUCGUGUCUAUAUGUGGAAAAAUACAUGUUUUAACAUUUAGAACAGAUGACUCGGUCGACCAAUAUUUUUUUGGUUUUUUUUUGUCGGGGACAGCACUAGAUACAACCCUACCUAAUGGCCCAAAUCAAAGUAGCCUAUGGCGAUAUCUACACCUACAUGGUGCAAUCUCCAGGUUUGCAUAAAUAUCAAAAUGCAGAAGAAUAUUAGAGCUGUUAUUUGGACGGAUACAGCUCAAUAGUCCUUACUUAAGGGGUCUCCAACAGGUUGAUCCCCAGCUACCAGUAGCCCGCAGCCCAACUAUGAUUAACUCUCCAAACAAUUCUGAAAGUACAUGAAAGUACAUGCAAUUUUCACGUUCCACCGAACCUGUCAUGAACAAAUCUCAAGUAUCAGACACGGCAAGCUCCCAACUACUAGCUAAUCAACACAACAUUGACAUUAUCCCACCCCUGGUUAGCCACUAUUGGUUUAAAAAGCCAAACCGAACACAAUAAAUGCCUAUUCAUUUCCAGCAAUAUUGCCCGUCUGUCUGAGUGGUGCGCGUGUUUGUCUAUCACUCCGUGUGUAGCCAGUUGAUGUGAUAACCGUCUUGUGAUUUGACAGAAAUACUUUCCUCAAAACCUUCUCAAUUAAAUGUUAACUACAAAGUAGGCUUACCUGGCAGAAGUCAUAUCAUGAGGAAGUACUGUAUAUCAUUUGUAUCUAUUAUUUGUUAUUUGCAAACUUUGCCUUAAAAUGAGCAGCAGCCGUACAGAACCAUCGCUAGACCUGCAUAUUAGACAGCACAUUCCUCACUCGCUAGAGCCGCAAUUAAAGGGCCAGAGCCGCAAUUAAAGGAGAAUUACACAAAAAAAAUCUAAAUUAGUUAGUUUUCUUCCAGACCUACAAAUAUAAUGGUAUUCUGUUGUGAUUUAACCAUUGGCAUGGACUCAUAACAUCCAAUUUCAUUGUUUCUCUAUGAACAAUUGUAAUUUUGAGAGUGAAAAACAAAAAAAUCGAAAACCAGGAAAAAUAAAACUCGGAACAUAAUUUGGGAAAAUAUAAAACAGAUUUUAUAGGGUCCCUCUUAGAUGUUUAUCAACCAUUAUUUUACCAGGUAUAUUGACAGAAAACAUAGUGUACUACUUUAUCUUGUACACUAAGGACCCAGGGGAGAGAAGAGAAGAAUGUGCCUAUUUGAAAUCUAGAUAAAAAUGAGUCUCUUGCAACGUUAAAUUUUUUUCUCCAGUAGCUCUCAUGCUAGAAAAGGUUUGAGACCCUGCCUUACUACAAGCCAAUUAGCAAGCUUUAUACAAAACGGCUUACCGGUGAUGAACGGCUUGAACACACAUAAAUGUAUCGCGUAACCAGAGCUUUCCAUCAACAUGGCGUAAUAGCCUGAAACCAUGAGAUUCGUCUAACCUGGUCCUUGGGCAGUUGAUGAAACUUAAUUUUGUGGUGUUUUCUCGUACUAUUGUUCAAACAAAGCGGUAAUGCAACAGCCUUUCGGCAUUUUAAAAGCAGGGUUAGUUAGCUAAUUGAAGAAAGUCUGUUGGAAUCGGCUCUUUGGCUGAUAAUCGUGACGCACAUUCCAUGUGACUGUCUACCUGUUCAUGCUAACAUUCUUUGUUUUAAAAUGAACGUGUUUUUAGGUAUGAUGUAGCUCAGGGUUCUUCAAUUCCGGUCCUGGAGGGCCGAAACAUCUCUGUUUUUCAUCCUCUCCUUCUAAUCAGGGGCUAAUUCAGACCUGGGACACCAGGUGAGUGCAAUUAACUACCAGGUAGAAAUUAAAAACAGAAGUGUUUCGGCCCUCCAGGACCGGAAUUGAAGAACCCUGAUGUAGCUUGUUAAGACGACAUGGAAAUAUGUUAAAAAUGACCAAUCAAGCACAUCCAAUAUGAUUAUAGAUUUUUUUUAGUUAACCUUUAUUUAACUAGGCAAGUCAGUUAAGAACAAAUUCUUAUUUACAAUGACGGCCUACACCGGCCAAACCCGGACGACGCUGGGCCAAUUGUGCGCCGCCCUAUGGGAAUUCCAAAUCACGGCCGGUUGUGAUACAGCCUGGAAUCGAACCAGGGCGUCUGUAGUGACGCCUCAAGCACUGAGAUGCCUUAGACCGCUGCGCCACUCGGGAGCCCAAUGAAUGCAAAUAAAAAUAAUACAGCUGUUGUCGGGUUAAGCAGGAAAUUGAACAUGGGAGUAACAGGAGCAGCCUACGGCUGUACCCUACUCGGGGGCGUGGUCACGUUAAGCCAUGCCACGCCAUGCCGUGUGUAUCUAUGCUUACUUGAAGUUCCUCAUGCAAUUCGCCUCUAGUCUAGACACUCGUGCACAGUACCACUCUUGAUGUUAUUAUACUUUUUGGUUACAACAUUAUGAUUUGGCCCCAAUAGCCUUUAUCAAGCCAAAACAUGUUUUAAUCAAAAAGUAUUAUUGAAAGAGUGGUUUUUGGUUGCACCGCCCUUCUAAUUAGUCUCUGUAGUCAUAUCAGUGUCCACCUCUAAAGCCUCCAUGUGUUGUUGUGGUGGCAGGUAUCAGGCGGGUGGCCCGGAGGCCGGACCAGCAGGGCCAACCUGGCUCCCAGCACCAGGCCGGGCAGGGCGAAGGGCGGCCCGCCGGCGAGAGGAGGCCGGAAAACAGGAGACCCCCACGCGAGCGCCGCUUCGAUAAACCCGUCGAGGACAAGCCCGACAUCGGAGAGAGAGGAGAAUUCUCUGCAGAAAAGUGAGUAGUUGCUGUAGUAAAUGACAACGCUUAGAGCAAUUUUUUGUUAAUAAUUAUUAUUAUCAUUAACAUUAUCAUCGUUGAUGAAAUCUGGAUGUCUGGGAAUCGUGGGAUAGACAGAUGUCCGGGACACACUGCAUGCUUCAGUUUGUUAUUUCUAAGUGUCAGAUAAUAAUAAUAAUAAUAAUAAUAAUAAUAAUAAUAAUAAUGAUAAUAUGCCAUUUAGCAGACGCUUUUAUCCAAAGCGACUUACAGUCAUGCGUGCAUAAUUUUUUUUGUGUAUGGGUGGUCCCGGGGAUCGAACCCACUACCUUGGCGUUACAAGCGCCGUGCUCUACCAGCUGAGCUACAGAGGACCACCCAUACACCAGAUGACACCUCUCUCUUUCACUUGGCUUUGACUGUAGUUUGUGCUAACUAGUAACUAAAGCAAUGCAAAAAACUGUCAAAAUUCAAAUCACACCUAUUAUCCUCACAACCUACAGUGAGGGAAAUAAGUAUUUGAUCCCCUGCUGAUUUUGUACGUUUGCCCACUGACAAAGAAAUGAUCAGUCUAUAAUUUUAAUGGUAGGUUUAUUUGAACAGUGAGAGACAGAAUAACCAGAAAAACGCAUGUCAAAAAUGUUAGAAAUUGAUUUGCAUUUUAAUGAGGGAAAUCUGUAUUUGACCCCCUCUCAAUCAGAAAGAUUUCUGUCUCCCAGGUGUCUUUUAUACAGGUAACGAGCUGAGAUUAGGAGCACACUCUUAAAGGGAGUGCUCUUAAUCUCAUCUUGUUACCUGUAUAAAAGACACCUGUCCACAGAAGCUAUCAAUCAAUCAGAUUCCAAACUCUCCACCAUGGCCAAGACCAAAGAGCUCUCUAAGGAUGUCGGGGACAAGAUUGUAGACCUACACAAGGCUGGAAUGGGCUACAAGACCAUCACCAAGCAGCUUGGUGAGAAGGUGACAACAGUUGGUGUGAUUAUUCGCAAAUGGAAGAAACACAAAAGAACUGUCAAUCUCCCUCGGCCUAGGGCUCCAUGCAAGAUCUCACCUCGUGGAGUUGCAAUGAUCAUGAGAAUGGUGAGGAAUCAGCCCAGAACUACACGGGAGGAUCUUGUCAAUGAUCUCAAGGCAGCUGGGACCAUAGUCACCAAGAAAACAAUUGGUAACACACUACGCUGUGAAGGACUGAAAUCCUGCAGCGCCCGCAAGGUCCCCCUGCUCAAGAAAGAACAUAUGCAUGCCCGUCUGAAGUUUGCCAAUGAACAUCUGAAUGAUUCAAAGGAGAACUGGGUGAAAGUGUUGUGGUCAGAUGAGACCAAAAUGGAGCUCUUUGGCAUCAACUCAACUCGCCGUGUUUGGAGGAGGAGGAAUGCUGCCAAUGCUGCCAAUGACCCCAAGAACACCAUCCCCACCGUCAAACAUGGAGGUGGAAACAUUAUGCUUUGGGGGUGUUUUUCUGCUAAGGGGACAGGACAACUUCACCGCAUCAAAGGGACGAUGGACGGGGCCAUGUACCGUCAAAUAUUGGGUGAGAACCUCCUUCCCUCAGCCAGGGCAUUGAAAAUGGGUCGUGGAUGGGUAUUCCAGCAUGACAAUGACCCAAAACACACGGCCAAGGCAACAAAGGAGUGGCUCAAGAAGAAGCACAUUAAGGUCCUGGAGUGGCCUAGCCAGUCUCCAGACCUUAAUCCCAUAGAAAAUCUGUGGAGGGAGCUGAAGGUUCGAGUUGCCAAACGUCAGCCUCGAAACCUUAAUGACUUGGAGAAGAUCUGCAAAGAGGAGUGGGACAAAAUCCCUCCUGAGAUGUGGGCAAACCUGGUGGCCAACUACAAGAAACGUCUGACCUCUGAUUGCCAACAAGGGUUUUGACACCAAGUACUAAGUAAUGUUUUGCAGAGGGGUCAAAUACUUCUUACCCUCAUUAAAAUACAAAUCAAUUUAUAACAUUUUGGACAUGCGUUCUUCUGAAUUUUUCUGUAUUUUCUGCGUUAUUCUGUCUCUCACUGUUCAAAUAAACCAACCAUUAAAAUUAUAGACUGAUCAUUUCUUUGUCAGUGGGCAAACGUACAAAAUCAGCAGGGGAUCAAAUACUUUUUUCCCUCACUGUAUAACCUACAGUGCCUUCAGAAAGUAUUCAUACCCCAUGACUUAUUUUACAUUUUGUUGUUAGAGCCUGAAUUAAAAAUGGAUCAAAUUAGUGAAAACAUGUUUUUAGAAAUUUUUGCUAAUUUAUUGAAAAGGAAAUAAUGAAAUAUCUCAUUUACAUAAGUAUUCACACCCCUGAGUCAUUACUUUGUAGAAACACCUUUGGCGGCGAUUACAGCUGUGAGUCGUCUUGGGUAUGUCUAUCAGCUUUGCACAUCUGGGUUUGGGGAUUUUCUCUCAUUCUUCCUUGCAGAUUUUCUCAAGCUCUGUUAAGUUAGAUCGGGAGCGGCGGUGAACAGUAAUCUUCAAGUCUUUCCACAGAUUUUCAAUUCUGGGCUUUGGCUGGGCCACUCAAGGACUUUCACAUUCUUGUUCUAAAGCCAUUCCAGUGUUGCUUUGGCUGUAUGCUUGGGGUCAGUUGGUAGAGCAUGGUGCUUGCAACACCAGGGUUGUAGGUUUGAUUCCCACGGGGGGCCAGUAUGAAAAAUGUAUGCUCUCACUAACUGUAAGUCGCUCUGGAUAAGAGCGUCUGCUAAAUGACUAAAAUGUAAAAAAUGUAAAUAGCAUGAUUCUGCCACCACCAUGCUUCAUGGUAGGGAUGGUGUUUGACGGGUGAUGAGCUGUGCCUGGUUUUCUCCAGACAUAGUGCUUUGCAUUCAGUUAAAUUUUUGUCUCAUCAGACCACAGAAUCUUUUGCCUCUCAGUCUUUCACAUGCGUUUUUGCAAACUCUAAGCGUGCUGUCAAGUACCUUUUUCUCAGGAGUGGCUUCUGUCUGGCCACUCUCCCAUAAAGGCCAGAUUGGUGAAGUGCUGUAGAAACUAUUGUCCUUCUGGCAGGUUCUCCCAUCUCAGCCAAGGAACUCUGUAGUUCUGUCAGAGUGGUCAUUGGGUUCUUGGUCACCUCCCUGACCAAGGUCCUUCUUGCCCAGUUGCUCAGUUUGGUCGGACGGCCAGCUCUAGGCAGAGUCUGGGUAGUUCCAUAUUUUUUCAAUUUCCAGAUGAUGGAGACCGCUGUUCUCUAGGAAACUUUCAACACUAGAAAUUGUUUUAUACCCUUCCCCAGAUAUAUGCCUCAUCACAAUUCUAUCUCAGAGAUCUAGGGACAGUUCCUUGGAUUUCAUGGUAUCGUUUCUGCUCUGACAUGCACUGUCAACUGUGGGACCUUAUAUAGACAGGUGUGUUUCUUUCUAAAUCAUGUCCAAACAAUUGAAUUGGCCACAGUUGGACUCCCAAGUUGUAGUGACAUCGCAAGGAUGAUCAAAAGAAAUUGGAUGCACCUGAGCUCAAGUUGGGAGUGUCAUAGCAAAGGGGUGUGAAUACUUGUUACAUGUUUUUAGGAAUUUUUUAGAAUUUAUGCUAAAAUUCUUAAAAACAUGUUUUCAUUUUGUCAUUAUGGGGUAUUGUGUGUAGAUGGGUGAGGAAAAAAAAUCAAUUUAAUCAAUUUUGAAUUCAGGUUGUAAGACAACAAAAUGUGGAAUAAGUCAAGGGGUAUGACUACUUUCUGAAGGCACUGUAUAUAUCCUUGCAUGUUUUUAAAACGUUCAAUAAAGUAGUAUUCGUAGUUCUGUGCUGCUUGAUGCUGAGCCUAUGUGUGUCCCUCCUCAGACCUCUUGGAGACCGGCCCCCCAGAGGGCGUGGUGGCGGGCGUGGUGGACGGGGGCGGGGCAUGGGCCGGGGCGAUGGCUUCGACUCCCGUGGCAAACGGGACUUCGACAGACACAGUGGCGGCGGUGACAAACCGUGAGUCAUUUCUGCUCUGAGUCCUUAAAGGACUAGUGGUAGUGAUGGUCUUUUGGGGGGAUUAGAGCUUCAGAUGCACUGUGACUAGUGGUGGUGAUGGUAUUUUGGGGGGAUUAGAUAUUCAGAUGCUCUGUGACUAGUGGUGGUGAUGGUAUUUUGGGGGGAUUAGAUAUUCAGAUGCUCUGUGACAAGUGGUAGUGAUGGUAUUUUGGAGGGAUUAGAUAUUCAGAUGCUCUGUGACUAGUGGUAGUGAUGGUAUUUUGGAGGGAUUAGAUAUUCAGAUGCUCUGUGACUAGUGAUAGUGAUGGUAUUUUGGAGGGAUUAGAUAUUCAGAUGCUCUGUGACUAGUGGUAGUGAUGGUAUUUUGGAGGGAUUAGAUAUUCAGAUGCUCUGUGACUAGUGGUAGUGAUGGUAUUUUGGAGGGAUUAGAUAUUCAGAUGCUCUGUGACUAGUGGUAGUGAUUGUAUUUUGGAGGGAUUAGAUAUUCAGAUGCUCUGUGACUAGUGGUAGUGAUGGUAUUUUGGAGGGAUUAGAUAUUCAGAUGCUCUGUGACUAGUGGUGGUGAUGGUAUUUUGGAGGGAUUAGAUAUUCAGAUGCUCUGUGACUAGUGGUAGUGAUGGUAUUUUGGAGGGAUUAGAUAUUCAGAUGCUCUGUGACUAGUGGUAGUGAUGGUAUUUUGGAGGGAUUAGAUAUUCAGAUGCUCUGUGACUAGUGGUAGUGAUGGUAUUUUGGAGGGAUUAGAUAUUCAGAUGCUCUGUGACUAGUGGUAGUGAUGGUAUUUUGGAGGGAUUAGAUAUUCAGAUGCUCUGUGACAAGUGGUGGUGAUGGUAUUUUGGAGGGAUUAGAUAUUCAGAUGCUCUGUGACUAGUGGUGGUGAUGGUAUUUUGGGGGGAUUAGAUAUUCAGAUGCUCUGUGACUAGUGGUGGUGAUGGUAUUUUGGAGGGAUUAGAUAUUCAGAUGCUCUGUGACUAGUGGUAGUGAUGGUAUUUUGGAGGGAUUAGAUAUUCAGAUGCUCUGUGACUAGUGAUAGUGAUGGUAUUUUGGAGGGAUUAGAUAUUCAGAUGCUCUGUGACUAGUGGUAGUGAUGGUAUUUUGGAGGGAUUAGAUAUUCAGAUGCUCUGUGACUAGUGGUAGUGAUGGUAUUUUGGAGGGAUUAGAUAUUCAGAUGCUCUGUGACUAGUGGUAGUGAUGGUAUUUUGGAGGGAUUAGAUAUUCAGAUGCUCUGUGACUAGUGGUGGUGAUGGUAUUUUGGAGGGAUUAGAUAUUCAGAUGCUCUGUGACUAGUGGUAGUGAUGGUAUUUUGGAGGGAUUAGAUAUUCAGAUGCUCUGUGACUAGUGGUAGUGAUGGUAUUUUGGAGGGAUUAGAUAUUCAGAUGCUCUGUGACUAGUGGUAGUGAUGGUAUUUUGGAGGGAUUAGAUAUUCAGAUGCACUGUGACUAGUGGUGGUGAUGGUAUUUUGGAGGGAUUCGAUAUUCAGAUGCUCUGUGACUAGUGGUAGUGAUGGUAUUUUGGAGGGAUUAGAUAUUCAGAUGCUCUGUGACUAGUGGUAGUGAUGGUAUUUUGGAGGGAUUAGAUAUUCAGAUGCUCUGUGACUAGUGGUGGUGAUGGUAUUUUGGAGGGAUCAGAUAUUCAGAUGCUCUGUGACUAGUGGUGGUGAUGGUAUUUUGGAGGGAUUAGAUAUUCAGAUGCUCUGUGACUAGUGGUGGUGAUGGUAUUUUGGAGGGAUUAGAUAUUCAGAUGCUCUGUGACUAGUGGUAGUGAUGGUAUUUUGGAGGGAUUAGAUAUUCAGAUGCUCUGUGACUAGUGGUGAUGAUGGUAUUUUGGAGGGAUUAGAUAUUCAGAUGCUCUGUGACUAGUGGUGGUGAUGGUGGAGCUUUUGGUUUCCGUUUUUUUCUCAACAGUCAGAAAUCCGAGGAGAAGCGUGGCGGGAGUGGCUCUCACAACUGGGGGAACCCCAAGGACGAAACGAGGUCGGUGUUCAAACAAUCAUAUCCUGCUCCCUUAAAUGAGAUGAAAGAGCAUCGUUAUGUGUAGUCAAGGACACAGGUCCUUUGUUGAUGUUGACUGGUUUGUUCCUUCGCCCUUGAGGGGAUAAAUCAAGUUGUGUUGAAUUUCCGUUCCCCAGUGGUGAUGCUGAACAGACUUCUGCCCCUGAGGUAACCCCUGAGGGAGAGGAACACCCCCCUGCUGACUCUGAGAACAAGUGAGUACCCUCCUGGACCUGUCUAGUUAACCUCCCCACACACCUCUGUGCAGAACACCCCAGGACUGCUGCUCUGACUGUAAAACGGGACCACCAACUACACAACCAACUAAUUUAGCUCCUUUUCAUUGAACCUUUAUUUAUACAGGUUAAGUUGAAUUUUUGCCAGGGAUACCUGUUCUUGAAUUUGUACUGGUUCACUAUGGUGCUGCAUUCAUGCUGCUUCAUUCAGUAUGAUCUCAACGUUCAAUUCAUCCUGUGGUCCACAAUGCAAGCAGCCCUACAGUCAAUCUAGAAUAAAUCCAAAACAACAACAGAAAUGUGAAAGCUAACAGACAAUGGAUGGUAAUCGCUUGCAAUAACAAAUGUGUCUCUGUCUCCUCCAGGGAGAAUGAGGUGGAGGAACCAAAGGAGGAGGGCCCCAAGGAGAUGACCCUGGAUGAAUGGAAGGCCAUGCAGGACAAGGAGCGAGCCAAGGUGGAGUUCAACAUCCGCAAGCCCAACGAGGGCGCCGACAGCAAGUGGAACAAAGGCUACGUUCUGCACAAGUCCAAGAGCGAAGAUGUAAGUGACGAAAAGCCGAAAGACGUAAGUGACACGAGCCGAGAAUUUGUAUUUAUUUUUUGCUUAUCUAUAGUUGUGCAGUGCACUGUUAGGUGUGUGUAUAUAUAUAUAUAUAUAUAUAUAUAUAUAUAUAUAUAUAUAUAUAUAUAUAUAUAUAUAUAUGGAUAUAUAUAUAUAUAUAUAUAUGGAUAUAUAUGGAUAUAUGGAUGUUUUCCCAUUGUAUUUGGUUGUGUUUAGGACUGUGACAGUCAUGGAGUUUUGGAUGACGGUAAUUGGCCAGCCAAAUGGCCGCGGUCUCCAUAAUAACCAUUCAAAUAGGAAUAUUUGUGUAUAUAUAUGUAUUUGUUUUGACCUACAUUUUCUGCUUUCCUCCACUCCUGACUGCAUGUGCUGCCAUAGAAAUAAUAUAAUGAAAAGAACGGGCAUCCCCAUUCAAGUCAAUGAAGGCAUAAGGGGUGGACUGGCCAUUACAAGUGUAUCCAUAGGAGCAAAGCAGGAAGUAAAAACAGGAAGUGUACCCAUCAAUUUGUGCUGUGAUUUGUUGAUUCAACUCAACUUACAAGCCAGUUGGGGAGUUGCAGCGAUGAGACAAGAUCGAAAUUGGGGUGAAAAGGGGGGUAAAAUACAAAAACUAUAAAAAUAACAAUGUGUAAUUGUGCCAGCCCUAGUUGUGGAUCAAUGCUUGGUAAGGUAUUAAAUAACUGUGGUGGUCUGUAUUUGUUUAUGUAUUGGCCAACAAAAUGGCUGCUAUAAACCAGAUAGUAAACCAGCAAACAACCCUCCCCAAGAGGCUAUGGCAUUACAACCCUCCCCAAGAGGCUAUGGCAUUACAACCCUCCCCAAGAGGCUAUGCCAUUACAACCCUCCCCAAGAGGCUAUGCCAUUACAACCCUCCCCAAGAGGCUAUGCCAUUACAACCCUCCCCAAGAGGCUAUGCCAUUACAACCCUCCCCAAGAGGCUAUGCCAUUACAACCCUCCCCAAGAGGCUAUGGCAUUACAACCCUCCCCAAGAGGCUAUGCCAUUACAACCCUCCCCAAGAGGCUAUGCCAUUACAACCCUCCCCAAGAGGCUAUGCCAUUACAACCCUCCCCAAGAGGCUAUGCCAUUACAAAUGUGACUGACGUAUUCAUCCUUAUUGUUGGUCCUUUCUCUUGGAUGUUGCAGAGACCAGCUGUGAUUGAUGCUCCGGAGAUUGAAGCAGACACGACCCCUCUGUUCAAGGUGCCUGUUGUUUCACAUAUUCAACCCUAUACAAUUCUGAUAAAACAAGCCUUUAUCUACACACUCAUACACAUUGGCAUAGUAUAUCAGGAGUUUAUUUAUGUCAAACUGUAGUUAGCAUGUUGGCUAUUUGAGUUGAGAUGGUUGCUAUCAGUGGAUUCUGGUUAAAUGUAAACAACAUCAAUUCUUCCUCCAUCAGGGCAAUCCUGAAGAAGUCGGCCCGGAUCACCACUUCCGCAAGCCCGCCAACGACAUCACGGCCCAGCUGGAGAUCAACUUUGGAGACCUGGGCCGGCGCGGGCGCGGGGGAGCCCGUGGAGGAAGGGGAGGCCGCGGUGCGGGAGGAGGCCGAUCUGAAAAGGUAACGCUAAUGGAGGCUGUUGUCAUUGAACACAAAUAGAUGUAAAUAUUGAUCACAAAAGGCUAUGAUUACUAGGGUUGAAUAUUUUCCCUGUAUUUUACAAAUGUUCAAUCCCGAGAAUAAAUCACUUUUCUCCCGGGUAACCCGGUAUUUCCCGCCAAAACCGGAAGUGUCAUUCAAAAGCAUUAUAAAGCAUAUAAAUAUGUUGGGAUUUGGUUAGAGCUUUGAUCAGCAUGAAAAUUCAAACUUGAUGCUACCUGAGCCUGAUGAGACAUAUAUUAAAUACAUUUUAUCAGUCCUACAUUAACGACGUUUAAUGAACCCAAGCACAAAAAAGCACAAAUGAUUGUGCCAUUAUCCAAUACAUAUAUGAUAUAGGCUACUGCACAUUACGCACGACAAAAAAACAUAAAAGCCCAUAGCUAGCUAUAUAAAGCCCAUAGAUGUAGCUAGCUAUAUAAAGCCCAUAGAUGUAGCUAGCUAUAUAAAGCCCAUAGAUGUAGCUAGCUAUAUAAAGCCCAUAGAUGUAGCUAGCUAUAUAAAGCCCAUAGAUGUAGCUAGCUAUAUAAAGCCCAUAGAUGUAGCUAGCUAUAUAAAAGCCCAUAGAUGUACCUAGCUAUAUAAAAGCCCAUAGAUGUAGCUAGCUAUAUCCUCUCUUGGGUAAAUCAAUUAAUCUAGCUCCAGUAGGCUAAUCUUUUUGAGCGUGAACUGUAUUACUGUACUGUAUUGUAUUAUAUGGACUGGAAUUACGCACAUCAUUCAAACCAUGAUAAAGCAGGAGAGAACAUGCGAUUCUGGUGCAGAACAUGCGGCCUACAAAGUUACAAGUAUAGGCUACUGAAAUAUAAUGGGGCCUAUUUGUGUCAUUAGUAGGCUGACGAAUAUAUAUAUACCUUUCAUAAUAUUUCCCCUAAUGUUAUUAGCCUCCUCUUCAUCGUUCUAAUGACAUCCUUGAAUAAUAUAGGACUAGAAUUAGAUGCAGAAGGCUUUCACUUCUCUUCACGAAGAUUGAAUGGGUAUGGGGCUGAAUAAAUAACUGCUAUGGCCUGCCACCAUCGCGCGUUUGCUCUUCUUUCAAACUACCCGUGAGUUCUCUUGGCUGCUGUAUUUAACAUUCAGCAAAAAAUAGCUUGCCGAAUAGUCUAUUGGUAUAAGAAAUGCUCAAAAAAAAAAAAGAGAUUUCCAGCAAGCUAUUCUAGUCUAGCUUUUCCUGCAUGGAACUCCAAGAGCUAAGGAGCGUUUUUUAAGGAGGCCAGCAGAGCACAGGUGGUUGCGUAUUGAGCAAGAGACAGAGGCUAUAAGUUAGACACUUGUUAUGCAUCAUUAAUUAGAUAAAUAUAAGGAUAGUACUGCAUGAAAUGUAUUACCUGUAAGAGGUAGGCUAAGACAUCUAUCUAUCUAUAUAUAUAUAUAUAUAUAUAUAUAUAUAUAUAUAUAUAUAUAUAUCUCAGCAAAAAAAGAAACAUCCCUUUUUCAGGACCCUGUCUUUCAAAGAUAAUUUGUAAAAAUCCAAAUAACUUCACAGAUCUUCAUUGUGAAGGGUUUAAACACUGUUUCCCAUGCUUGUUCAAUGAACCAUAAACAGUUAAUGAACAUGCACCUGUGGAACGGUCGUCAAGACACUAACAGUAGGCAAUUAGCUAAUUUUCCCCCUAACAUCGGACACCCCCUAACAUCGGACACCCCCCAACAUCGGACAACCCCUAACUUUGGACACUCUAGCGGUUGGAGGACUAAAUCACCUCGAGCUCAACAUUUAAAUGGACUGGAAAAGAACGGUAAGUUUUGCGACUAACGACACCCUUCUAGCUAGCUGACCACCGAUUUUCAGUGCAAUUUGUGUAAGUUAAGUUAGGUUUUGAGCGUUUUCAAAAAAGUUAUAUAUGUACACAUUUUGUGCAACACGCUGCAUAUUGUAAAAUUUGACUGCGCGACAGACCACACAUCAUUUCAUAUCCAACUUUUUACCUCUGAAAUAUAGCUAACUGAUUUUCUAAUGUUGCUAGCUUAGUUGCUAAAUGUUGAUAGAACUGCUAAGACAGCAAAAGGGAAAUAAAUUGUAAGCGUUAGAUAAUACAUAUCACAAAAACAGCUGAAUGUUGUCAAGCUUUAUCGUAUCAAAAUUGGAGUCCUCCGACGGAGGCGUUUUGCACAAUCUGCAAAAAUGUAUUUGGAACUUUGAACCAUUAACUUUUUGACACCUAUCACUGUUGGCUAUGUUUCAUCUUACAACAGCUACAUAGAGGGAGUAUUUAGUCAAAUUUGACAAUUUAUGCAUCAAUAUUAAACUAAUUGGGACACUCAUUUUCAUUACAGAUAACAUCAAACAAAAAACGUGGGUACACUUUCAGUUAGUGAAAACUUUCAUCACCUUUCAAUGCCUUAGCUUUGAAAUGUAAAUGUUUAUUCAUAUUCAGAUUGAGUUAUCUCCGUGUGGUGCCAGGAUAACAACCUCUCCCUCAAAGUGACCAAGACAAAGGAGAUGAUUGUGAACAACAGGAAAAAAAAGAGGACUGAGCACGCCCCCAUUCUCAUCGACGGGGCUGUAGUGGAACAGGUUGAGAGCUUCAAGUUCCUUGGUGUCCACAUCACCAACGAACUAUCAUGGUCCAAACACGCCAAGACUGUCGUGAAGAGGGCACAACAAAGCCUAUUCCCCCUCAGGAGACUGAAAAUAUUUGGCAUGGGUCCUCAGAUCCUCAAAAAAUUCUACAGCUGCACCAUCAAGAGCAUCCUGACUGGUUGCAUCACCGCCUGGUAUGGCAACUGCUUGGCCUCCGACCGCAAGGCACUACAGAGGGUAGUGCGUACGGCCCAGUACAUCACUGGCGCCAAGCUUCCUGCCAUCCAGGACCUCUAUACCAGGCGGUGUCAGAGGAAGGCCCUCAAAAUUGUCAAAGACUCCAGCCACCCUAGUCAUAGACUGUUCUCUCUGCUACCGCACAGCAAGCGGUACCGGAGUGCCAAGUCUAGGUCCAAAAGACUUCUCAACAGCUUCUACCCCCAAGCCAUAAGACUCCUGAACAGCUAAUCAUGGCUACCCGGACUAUUUGCACUGCCCCCCCACCCCCACCCCAUCUUUUUACGCUGCUGCUACUCUGUUAAUUAUUUAUGCAUAGUCACUUUAACUCUACCCACAUGUACAUAUUACUUCAACUACCUCAACUAGCCGGUGCCCCCGCACAUUGACUCUGCACCGGUACCCCCCUGUAUAUAUAGCCUCCCUACUGUUAUUUUAUUUUACUUCUGCUCUUUUUUUCUCAACACUUUUUUGUUGUUUUAUUUUACAUUUUUAUUAAAAAUAAAUGCACUGUUGGUUAAGGGCUGUAAGUAAGCAUUUCACUGUAAUGUCUGCACCUGUUGUAUUCGGCGCAUGUGGCCAAUAACAUUUGAUUUGAUUUGAUUGUCUUUCUAAAAUGUGUAUAGUAUGCCAAGUUAUUUAGCUACAUGUAUUAACACCACAGCAUGGAGAAGGUCAAGAGGAAGCAGUGGAGUGAGGUGGACAUGUUCCAUGCCUUGGAGGACUGCGGGGCAGGGAUGGCUAUCCGCCAGGCUGCCAAGGUUAGGCAUCUUUUGUUUUUAGGAGAUUACCAUGUGUAUGUGAAUUUUAUCUGCUAGUAACAGUUUUCUUUUCUUAUCUACCAAGGUGCAUGGUGUACCUCGGCAGACCCUGGCGGACAGGCUGAGCGGCCGGGUGACCCAUGGUUGUCGCAGUGGACCACCCACAUUGCUUGCACCAGAGGAUUAAAAUUCUCUGGUGCAGUACUGUAUCCAUGGGUUCCCCUUCACCAGACAGAGGCUGAUGAAAUACGCCAACAAAAUAGGCAGGUAUUUGGUGUUCUAUGUAUUUAUAUAUGUAGAUUGGUGGACUGACUGUUCUCAAUGUGUGUGAUGUAAAUGUGGAUAUGUAUGGUGAUGCCAAAACAAACAUUUUCAUCCUGGAUGGACAAUUAUAUAUUCUAUUCUAUUCUAUUCUAUUGUAGGUUUCGGCACCCAGGGGAAACAAUCCCACCACUGGGGAAGAGGAGGUGGGAAAUGUUCAGGAAGAGGCACAAGAACCUGAGCAUGAGGAGGCCGGACACCCUGGGCAGGGGGAGAGCUGAGUGUGCCACACGUCCGACGAUGGACACCUUCUUCACUUCUUAUGAGAAGCACUUGGAGGAGAGUGGGUUGAGGGAGUAACCCAGACAAAUCUAUAACUGCGAUGAGUCUGGGUUUCGUAGCGACCAGAGCAGGCACAAAGUGCUGGCUCCCCGGGGCGCAAAACACGUGUACCAGCAGGCUCCGGGGACCAAGGAGCACAUCACAGUGCUGGCCUGCUUCAACGCAGCUGGGGAGGACGUACCCCCGUUUAUCAUCUACCCCAAGUGUUUCCCCGGUGGCCACUACACACUGGGAGCCCCCCCCCCCCCCCAAGCCUUGGCUAGCAGUGGCUACAUUGACGGGGACCUGUUCAGGAAGUGGUUUCAGCACUUCUUUAAGCAUGCAGUGAAGGAGCGCCCUCUCCUUCUCCUCUUCGAUGGGCACAAGAGCCACAUGGACCCGGAAGUGCUCGCGGCGGCACUAAGGGAAGGGGUUAUACUUCUUUGUCUUCCACCACACUGCACCCAUGUCCUGCAGCCGCUGGACGUGGCAUACUUUGGCCCUUUAAAGGCUGAGUUCUCCAAGGUAGCUGGAGACCUUAGCCAUUUUGACCACUCCUACAUGGUAAACAAAUCAGAAUCAGUAUUCCGCUACCCAUACCAGCUAUGCAAGGACAUGCGCUAUGUGGUGGAAGGGUUUAAGAAGUGUGGCCUCUUUCCUUUUCACCCUUCAGCCAUUGAAGGGUCCCGUUUAAUGCCGUCUCGGUCCCUACCGGGUCACACCACCGCCUCUCCUGGAACCAGCAGCACUGUGCCGUCCAUCAGCACUUCCUCCCCAGCGACCACAGGAGGACCCUCAGCCCCAUCUCCAGUCCCAGUCCCUGCUCCAGUCCCAGGCCUAGCUCUAGAAGAGCACCCCCUAAUAGAGGGGGGGCUGAUAGCGAAGGACCUGGGGCACAUCCUUACUGUCCUGAAGUAUCGGCUGGACCGAUACAGAAGACUCCCUGUGGUCGCCACAUGCCUCACCGGGGAGGAAUACACGCGCCAGUGGCAGGAGAGGGGUGAGAAGGAGAGGGCCGAGGCAGAGGAGAAAGAGUGUCGGGCAGCCCUCAGAACACAGAGGGCACAGGAGAGGGCUGCCAUGGAUGAGACCAUUGACGCCAUCGCCUCUGCAGGACCCCCUGCUGGAACCACUCCUGACAGCUGCAUCACUACUGCCAGUGCCUCCCAGUGUGCAACACCUGUAGGAGCCGCCGGAGUCCCAAGCUGCAGAAGAAGGCCACGUGCCUACUCUCCUGGCCACACCAUCGGCCAAUCUCUCUUUACAUAUCUACAGUACAUAGCACCAGCCCUCAAGUCAUCUCCACCUCCUCCAAAACCUCUGCAGCUUCCUCCAGAGGUAUUGAUGUAAAAAGUUGAAAAGGGUUUUCAUGAAACAUGCUCUGUCUAACACUACUUUUUCUCAAACUGCAGCACAGAAAAGGAAGAGAAAAGCUCCACUGGUCACAUCUGUCAUGCCACCACUCUCAGGUACUUCAUCAUCUGUUUUUCUCUCUCUCUCAGUUGUAUCAAUUACUAUUGUUGUUGAAGAACUUCUACAUUUUGCAAAACCAUAUUAAUCAAUUUUUAUUAUUAUUUUAUUUUAUUUUAUAUGAAAGAAGACACCUGCUGUGCUCGCUACGGAGAGCAUGAUCCGCCUGCAAGCUCCUCUCAGGAGUGUAGAUCCGAGGUGCCAUGGGUGUGCUGUGACUUCUGCCAGCACUGGUUCCACUGCAGGUGUGUGCAGUGGGAUCAAGAGGUAGCGGUGGAGCUGGAUUUCUAUUGUGAUUUUUGUGACAAUAUAGGUCGAGAUUUAAUUGUUUGUUUUGUUUGUGUUCAUAUGAAAUUAUUUAUUUGUACCAAAAAAUAAAUGUCUAAAAUAUAAUAUAUAUUUAUUGAACCCAUCUUGUGUAUUUCUUCCUUUACUUUCCAAGUGCACCUCUGCAACACAAACUCAAACAGUGUUUUCAUUGUUUAUGUCAAUGCACAUAAAUGAAAUUAAAGUUUUAUUUGAUGUAAAUUAUUAAUACUCAUAUUUUAGUAUUCAACUGUUAUCUACUUUCUCAAAACAUAAGAUUAAUCUGUAAAACGCUGAAUAUGUUGGUGAAGAACCAUUUUUUAAGAGUCCACAGGAGGGCGCACCGGGCUACGCAAUGAAAAGUUGACAGGCAAGUCAUUCUUUUUUACCGGAAGGCUAGCCAACUAGUCAACUAUCUAGUAAUCACUUCGGGUACGUGGUUGGUGUCUCUUUUUUUAACAAAAUAGUAAGGUGGCCAAUAACGGGGCCGUAUGCCGAUAAUACGGGACGUAUUUCUUUGCUAAACCGCUUAUCAAAAAGCUGAUAAUAGUAGUAUUUCCACUGAAAUGUCAAACUUGCUAAUUGCUAACCCGUUAGCUAACAUUUUUACGACACCAAUAAUCACAUAACAUUGAUGGCUUGAUCACAAGAUAACACUGUUGAAGGUAAUAAAAAAAAAUUACGCUGUUGAAUAUGCCGAUAAUACAGGGUUCCACGCUAAGGUCACACUUAUGAAAACUUAGGAUACUAAAGAGGCCUUUCUACUGACUCUGAAAAACACCAAAAGAAAGAUGCCCAGGGUCCCUGCUUAUCUGCGUGAACGAGCCUUAGGCAUGCUGCAAGGAGGCAUGAGGACUGCAGAUGUGGCCAGGGCAAUAAAUUGCAAUGUCCGUACUGUGAGAUGCCUAAGACAGCGGUACAGGGAGACAGGACGGACAGCUGAUCGUCCUCGCAGUGGCAGACCACUUGUAACAACACCUGCACAGGAUCGGUACAUCCGAACAUCACACCUGCAGGACAGGUACAGGAUGGCAACAACAACUGCCCGAGUUACACCAGCAACGCACAAUCCCUCCAUCAGUGCUCAGACUGUCCGCAAUAGGCUGAGAGAGGCUGUACUGAGGGCUUGUAGAACUGUUGUAAGGCAGGUCCUCACCAGACAUCACCGACAACAACGUCGCCUAUGGGCACAAACCCACCGUCGCUGGACCAGACAUGACUGGAAAAAAGUGCUCUUCACUGACGAGUCGCGGUUUUGUCUCACCAGGGGUGAUGGUCGGACUAGUGUUUAUCGUCGAAGGAAUGAGCGUUACGCCGAGGCUCAUCCUGACAUGACCCUCCAGCAUGACAAUGCCACCAGCCAUACUGCUCGUUCUGUGCGUGAUUUUCUGCAAGACAGGAAUGUCAGUGUUCUACCAUGGCCAGCGAAGAGCCCGGAUCUCAAUCCCAUUGAGCACAUUUGGGACCUGUUGGAUCGGAGGGUGAGGGCUAGGGCCAUUCCCCCAAGAAAUGUCCGGGAACUUGCAGAUGCCUUGGUGGAAGAGUGGGGUAACAUCUCACAGCAAGAACUGGAAAAUCUGGUGCAGUCCAUGAGGAGGAGAUGCACUGCAGUACUUAAUGCAGCUGGUGGCCACACCAGAUACUGACUGGUACUUUUGAUUUUGACCCCCUCUUUGUUCAGGGACACAUUAUUCCAUUUAUGUUAGUCACAUGUCUGUGGAACUUGUUCAGUUUCUGUAUCAGUUGUUGAAUCUUGUUAUGUUCAUACAAAUAUUUACACAUGUUAAGUUUGCUGAAAAUAAAUGCAGUUGACAGUGAGAGGACAUUUCUUUUUUUGCUGAGUUUAUAUAUAUAUAUAUAAUCUAGAACAGGAUUAUCUAUUUUGGAUGCAAUUUGAAUGGAGUUGAUGGAGAGAGAGAGAGACUGCGAGAGACUGCUCGCGCGUGCACUGAUUUUAAAGCAACGAUAUUCGAGUGAUAAGCUAUUUUUAAAACUCUGGAGCUGGAAUUUUAAAAAUUAUAAUCUUUACAAUUAAAAACAAGGUGACCCCGAAAGCCAGAUGGAGAUGGUAAAUUAGACACGCAUUCGGUCCUUAUAUUACUGUAGCAAGGGCUAUGCUGCAGCAAAUCUAGGCCUACCUGUCACAAGAAAAAAGGUUGCCAUGAUGAGAUGAUACAUGCAUUGUGAACUGCGCUCCAUACUGAGAUGGGCUGUCUGUCCCCAUCCUGAGCGUUGAAUCAUCAUGCAUUGGCCGUAGAGAAGCCAGAUUUAGACAUUGCAUAUAAUUUAACAGUUCCAUUUCACGCCAUGCUGUUCAUAUAAAUAAUUUAUUCAAAUUUACCAGUUUCUCGCAGGAAAAGGGAGUGGUUUUGGGCAGUAAACCUCGGUAACCGGGUUCCCACCAUUCAACCUUAAUGGUUACUGACCAUAGAAAGCUGUUUUCACUGACCACAAAAAGUCAAAUUGGGUGCUCAAGCUGACUGUGAUCAUUGUUCUACUUGUUUUGAGUUGUGUUGUUCAUGUAGUACCUCCCAAUCCCUACUGAACACGACCCAGUAUUCUCUGAUUUUGUAAUUUUUUAAAAAAUAUUUUUCUCUCUCUCUUGUCCCCAGCCGGGUGGAGUGUCCGUUCCCAACGUUGACGACCCAGAGGCCUUCCCGGCCCUGGCCUAA
Coregonus sp. 'balchen' is the source of this 24057-nucleotide messenger RNA. NCBI's taxonomy places the organism in Eukaryota, Metazoa, Chordata, Actinopteri, Salmoniformes, Salmonidae. The record is from the annotation of a GenBank genome assembly.